Molecule: messenger RNA, 1269 nt
Organism: Penicillium roqueforti
Lineage: Eukaryota; Fungi; Ascomycota; Eurotiomycetes; Eurotiales; Aspergillaceae
Exons: 7
Coding region: 1-1269 (422 amino acids)
Source: RefSeq, a predicted model, not a curated record
AUGUCUGAAGGCUCUGUGUGCAAAAUCUGCCCAAAUGAAUGUGAAUUGGCAUACCACCUUAGUCUCUUGAAACUUGACAGCGACAUAGAGCAACUUGAAGAAGCCUCGCUUGCACCAGUAUUUACGAGCCACGUGUUCAGUCGUCGUUGCCGCGACCCAUCUGUGUCGAAGCCCACUGGAGUGGUUUCACAGUAUGGACUGUUGGCCGGAAUCAUCAAAUCCAACGGCUUGGAUUCUAUGGCUCUCGAAGAUAAAAGGACUUGGGAAAAGGACCCUAGACUGUUUUUUAACGUUUCCUCUCCUUCCAGUACUUUCAUAUCCGUUGUCUUCCACUAUGACACCUUCAUCUGUGAUAAUGGAGGCUCUCCUUGUGAAGCAGCCUUUCUCGCUUCAAACCCUGAUAUCAAAGUCAGAGUUCUAUGUGCUCCCACAAAUCUUCGAACCAUACAGGGUACAUACUCAAGGUUCAACAUUAAAGUCGAAGCAUUACAGAUAGACCAAGCCGAUCUCAACACCAGACGUAUGCUGGAUCUGAUGGCUGUUGGUCAAGACAAUGGUCCACUUCCGCUAUACAUGCACACUGUUCAGCGGAUUCUUCGAGAAAUGCGAGUCGAACAGCAAAGUCUUGGAACAGGCUUUGAUUAUGCUGAGUUCAAGGGCAGAAUACUUGAUUCUGGACUCACUCCAGGCCAACUUGAGCCAUUAAAGCAACGUCUCGAUACUUUAGAGAGCUUCAUGCCCCCACAGCAAGCAUUUUCAAGAACUGGAAAAAAUAUCAAAGCGAAAAGAUGGGGCUCUGCCUGGACGCCACAGCCGAGUCAAUUGACUAUAGUUGACCUUUCCUGUCCGUGCAUUUCUUCCGAUACGGCAUGCUCUCUUUUCAACAUAUGUUUUGGAAUCUUUUUAGAACAGACCACACAUGUCGGUCGUAUAGUGGCGCUUGAUGAGGCUCACAAAUACAUGGACAAUUCUGUUGAAGCACGCUCUUUUACUGAAACUCUUCUCUCUACCGUGAGACUGCAGCGACACCUCGGAAUACGCAUUGUGAUUUCAACACAAGAGCCGACGAUAUCGACAGCUCUCCUUGGUCUCUGCUCUGUCACCAUUGUUCAUCGUUUUUCAUCACCGGAGUGGCUCCAUACAUUGAAAAAACAUAUAGCGGGCGUCUCCAUAGGUAAUAUCCUCAAGCUAGCCGUCCAGUUCCCCGCGUAUCGGUCAGGGCUGCCACAUUCCAUCGUGGCUGUCGACGUUUACCGCCAGAACUCAUAG